AUGGGAAACAAAGAAGAAAUUAACGUGAAACUUGAGAAGAAACCAUACCCUUUAUGUGGUUGGAGUGUGACUGGUUUUGAGACGCUGCAGAAGGGGACAUUGCCGAGACGAAAAGAUACCCCACCAUGGGUGAAAGUUUCCAAUGACUUGAAAGACCCAGAGUUGUUUCAGGCCCAGACACGACUCUUGGAGGCUACGUUUGGCGUAAGUGGAUCUCGAAUCCUGUACAUUGAGCAAGUGAGCAAAGUCAUGCUUGAGCUAAAGGUUCUGGAAUCCUCGCGCCUCACUAAGGUCGUGGUUUAUGGCUCUUACUUGUACAAGCUUAAGGCCAAGUGGAUAUUCCAGUCCAUGGCUGAGCGGCACCGCCAGCGACAGGAACGAGGGAUGCUCAAGCUUGAGGAUACCAUGAAAGCCCUGCAUCUAGGUCCUGCAUCUAGGUCCUUGGAUCAAGUGAAGCCAGUUUGCAACCAGCUACCCGGAAGCAGGAUUUAG
Messenger RNA from Hyaena hyaena (striped hyena), 492 nucleotides. Its product is annotated as developmental pluripotency-associated 5 protein-like. Gene Ontology annotation, molecular function: mRNA binding. Gene Ontology annotation, cellular component: cytoplasm. The record is from RefSeq and is a predicted model, not a curated record. The coding region runs from base 1 to 492 and encodes 163 amino acids. Gene Ontology annotation, biological process: regulation of gene expression. Lineage: Eukaryota; Metazoa; Chordata; Mammalia; Carnivora; Hyaenidae. The transcript has 2 exons.